CUAGACACAAAACGGGUGGAAAAUUGUUUACUUAAUUCUUAUUAUUUAUUUCAAUAAACUCCAUUCAACGGUAAUAAUAUGGUUUCUGAUGAAGAUAAAAAUUCUCCUCAAUCAUCACCAAUUCCUAAGAAGAAGUAUAAGCAAUACACAUCAGAUUCGACAGUUCUGAUUCCAUUGAGGACACUUAAUCGAUGGCGGGCCAAUGGUUUUUUCUCGGAUGAUGAGAAUACAGCUGAAAAUCAACGUGGAGCAUCAUGUAUUCUCGAAGAGAAUUGUGUUACAAAUAAUAAUAGCGCAAUGGAUGAUUCAAAUAUUUUACUAAGCGAUGUAUCAGAUAUUGAUAGUGUUUCAAGUAUGAGCACCAAUGAAGACGAAGAUAAAAAUGAGGAUUUAGAUAAAGAUCAUUGCAGUGAAAGUCGGGAAUCAGAUAGCGACUACAAUGAUGAAGUUAUGAAUAAUAAUGGUGAAUACGAGGAUGAUGAUGAUGAUGUCGAAUUUAAUUAUAAUAUUUUGAACGAAAGAGAAGAAAUAAUAAAUGCCGAUAGAGUUGAAAGAAAUAUGCUGUUGCCUAACAAUACACUGGCCGUAGAUGAAUUUGUAUUAGAUUUACUAAAUUUACACAUUAAGCAUAACAUUACUAAAUCUGCAUUAAAAGAUGUAUUAAAAAUUCAGCUCAAACAUUUGCCAGAUGAUAAUGAAAUGCCAAAAUCACUAUUUAAACUCUUUCAAUAUGCAAAAGAUAUUGCUCCUCCUUGUAAAUUUAUUAGAAAUUAUUACUGUAAAAAAUGUUUAUUCAAAGUUGAGGUUGCAAUUUCAGGCAAAAAGGAAGUAAAAAAAUGUUCUCUGUGCAAGACAGAUCAAUCUUCAGAUAUUGGAUUUUUCCAUGAAUUUGAAGUUUCAGAUCAAAUAAGAUUUCUUUUUGAACAAAAUAAUCUAGCUGACAAAUUGAAACGUACUCGAGCACCUACUGGAAAUAUUUCAGACAUAACUGAUGGGACGGAAUAUAUUAGAGUAAAUACGAGGGAUAAUAUAGGUCCAUAUGAUUUGACACUCAUACUAAACACUGAUGGUUUAUCUCUCGUCAAGAGCGCAAAAAGCCACUGUUGGCCACUUAUGUUUACAAUUGCCGAGUUACCUGAAAAUAUAAGAGACAAAUUCAUAAUCGUAAUAGGAUUGUGGUAUGAUGACAAAUGUAAACCAUCAAUGAAUCUUUUUCUCAAGCCGAUUUUUGAUAAACUCAAACAAUGCUUUGUUGACGGUAUUGACUGGAUUAAUCCAAGAACUGGACAAGUGACAAAUUCAAAAAUUGUAACUCCGUUAAUUAUAGCGGAUGCACCAGCAAGAGCCCAAAUACAAAAUAUUAUGUCUUCUAAUGGCCGUUACGGAUGCAAUAUUUGCGAAAUUCGGACGGUGAAAAGUAAACGCAUUGCUGGCACGAAAACUUCACGUAUUUUUCCAUACAAAAUUGAUUGUAAAUUAAGAAUUGGAAAGAGAAUGGAAGCUCAAGCGAAAAUACUAUUAAAAAAAAAUGAUACAACUCAAAUUCGUGGGGUAAAAGGAUAUUCUGCUGUAUCUUGUCUUGCUCUAAUUGAUCUUGGAACAUGCGUUCUACCCGAAUUCAUGCAUUCAGUCUUACUUGGUGUCGUUAAACAAAUAAUUGGUCUUUGGUUUGGAAAAAAAGCGCUUUGGAGUUUAAAAGAUAAAAGUGAUGAAAUUGACGCUUUUAUGCUAAAGAUACGACCACCGCAAUCAUUAUCAAGAUUACCCAGAAAAUGAUCAGAGUAUAAUCUAUUCAAAGCAUCUGAAUUUUACAAUUUUUUGUUAUUUUACUCCAUUCCAUUGCUUAUUUCCUAUUUGCCAGCGAAAUAUUUUCAACAUUGGUUAUUGUUGGUAAAGGCAAUUUUCAAUUUAACUAAGUCUACAAUAACACAAGCUGAUCUCGUAGAAGCGGAUAACUUACUGAAAACGUUUGUAUCAGAAGUUGAAAAGUUGUAUGGUGAUCGACAAUUAAGUUACAAUGUACAUCAGCUUCUUCAUUUAGUACUAUGUGUAAAAAGAUGGGGACCUUUACAGGGGACUUCGGCAUUUCCAUUUGAAAAUUAUAAUGGUUACAUAGCGAAAUGUGUGCGUGGUAGCAAACAUUUCGGCCAAGAAAUUGUAAACAAUUUGCAAAUAUUACAAGGUGCAAAACUUAUUGAGAACCGCAUUGAAGAACAGUUAGGAAAUAAUACUAUCGAUAAAUCAAGAGCAGAUUAUGAUUUUUUAGGAAAGAUAAUUACAAAUGUGACAUUAAAUGCCAUUGAGCUCGAUUUAUUGAUAUCUAACGAUAUUGAUUUAGAAGAUGUAUCUAUCUACGCACGUGUUAAAAUAAAUAAUGAGAUCUAUACAUCAGAGAUUUAUAAAAUGACGAAAACAAAUAGUCACACUGUACAGAUAGAUCUUGGUGAAUCUGCUAUCAAUGGAUCAAUUAGGUACAUGUUUAAAUUUCAAGAGAAUUUAUAUUUCAUCGUAAAUCGGUUCACUGUUGAACAUACCAAAGUCUUCUAUCACAUAAAAACCAAAAGUAUUAUUGAACACGUUAUUCCUAUAACAAAAAAUAAUGAUACAGUGCUGAUCAAGUAUUCUGAUGUUAAAAAAGUGACACAGCUUAUAAGAGUCGAAAAUUGUGUAUGCAAAAAACCAAAUACUUUGAAAACUGUGUGGUAAAAAUGACAUUAACAAAGUAUACUUUAUUAAAAUACUAAUAAAUAUAUCAUGUAAAAUUUAGGAAAUAU
Molecule: messenger RNA, 2774 nt
Organism: Cotesia glomerata
Lineage: Eukaryota; Metazoa; Arthropoda; Insecta; Hymenoptera; Braconidae
Exons: 2
Coding region: 79-1776 (565 amino acids)
Source: RefSeq, a predicted model, not a curated record